AUGAUUGAAACAAAAUGUAAAAAUCGGCCAAAGGGGAAAACUAGAGAGUCUGCCCUUGAGAAAACAAAAUUAUAUUAUAAAUCAGAUAAAUUGAGAUCGUCGAAGGGCUCGGAAGAGUCCGACAGCUCGUGCUGCGAAAGUAUAUCGAGCACAAGCACGUCAUACACAGUAAAUAACACUAACAACCAACAUGGAAAGGAACAAAAAAUAUCAAAAAAUAUAAAUAAUAAAAGAAGAAAUGAAGAUUAUGCGGUAGAGUUGAGUGGUGAUUUGAAUACAAUAUACGGAAUUGUUAGAGACUUGUACGACCAAGAGAUACUACCAACAAUACACGAAAUUAGAAGAAAACUAACUAAGUAUGAAAACUUAGCAAUAGACCCGCAAAACCUACUAAAAAUGUGCUCAAAGGACAGCAGGUACGAGAUCAUCAAGCUGGACAGCACGACGAAAAACGCCAACGACAUACAGAACCUGUGGGCAGUACUGAUUAGGGACAGCCCAUUCAAGGACUUCAGCUGCAAUGUGGACGAGGAGCUGCUUCAACUGGUGUCGAACUACCUAAUACUGAUAUCCUCCUACAGGUAUAGCAACGUGAGGGAGUCAGAAGGGGGAGAGUGUGCAGUUAAGAGAACAGCCAGCAUAACGGAGGACAACGAGGACAACCACGUCUGCGAAAAGGACGUCGUAAACGUGCCAGCGGAGGACAUAUUCAAGGUGGGCGGAAGGUACCUGUUCGCGGAGCACCUGAAGAACAACGGCCCGAGGAGAUUAAGUAAUCUGCCCUUGGGAAAAAUCUUAAAAAUCGUGCAGAGGCUGACUGAAAUCGGAGUCCUGGUCUACAGAGGAAACUUCCUGGUGCCCGUCGUUAACUCGAAGUCGGCCUCAAACAAGUUCAUACUUAACCUGACGAAGAGCUAUAACCAGAACUGCCUGUCGAAGGUGAGGGAAAACUUUAAGAGCAUGCUGAGCGGGGGCGCCAAGGUCGCAAUGAGCUCAGUGCCGAUCGUCUACAAGACGAGGUUCGGAGAGGACCUGAAAUACGGGGAGAUGGGCUACGAGAAGCUGUCAGACUUCAUCAAGACCGAGAUCCCGUGCUGCAGGAUAGCGAGGAAGGCGAACCAGUACAUCGUGUACUUGCCUGAGGACGACGAGGAGGAGGCCCAGGGGGCACCUGCUCAGAGUCCAGGCGGCCAGAGAAUAGAGUCACAAGCGCGUUUAAACAUGGCCCAUACCACGCUCCUGUACCCCCUCAAAAUAACAAGAAUUAAGUAUGCUUAA
Messenger RNA from Theileria orientalis strain Shintoku, 1278 nucleotides. RefSeq lists its product as hypothetical. NCBI's taxonomy places the organism in Eukaryota, Apicomplexa, Aconoidasida, Piroplasmida, Theileriidae. The record is from RefSeq and is a predicted model, not a curated record. Bases 1 to 1278 code for a protein of 425 amino acids. The transcript has a single exon.